Messenger RNA from Eleginops maclovinus (Patagonian blennie), 3621 nucleotides. RefSeq lists its product as uncharacterized. Bases 87 to 1790 code for a protein of 567 amino acids. The record is from RefSeq and is a predicted model, not a curated record. The transcript is spliced from 18 exons. NCBI's taxonomy places the organism in Eukaryota, Metazoa, Chordata, Actinopteri, Perciformes, Eleginopidae.
GGGGGGGUGGGGGGGGGGGGAGAGAGAGAUAGGGUUGUGAAAAUGAUGGCGACCGUUGCAGAGGAGAUACGAAUCCAAACAAGCCCAUGUCCCAUCCCCGACAUCAGCCUCAGCCCUCUGUCCGUCAAACUCACGCGGAAGCACCAGCAGGACAGACAGUGGAGCUUACGCUUCGUUUACCUGCAGUGCUAUUUCUUGACCAUUGCAACAAUAUUGGGAACUGGAAUCUUAGGUCUUCCGGUAACAAUAUCCCAUGCUGGACUGGUGCCUUUCAUUUUCUCUUUUCUGGUUGGCUUCUUUGUUCAGGCAUUGCUAAUCUACCUGUUUGUGGAACUGCUUCAGAAAUGUCAGGUGGUGCAGCUCGAGGCUCUAAAGGUGUAGCAGAGUGUAUUGUGAUGGAUCAGGUGGGGGUGGAGGAAGCAGCCACCACAGAGGAAGAGGACGACGAUGAUAGUGAAAAUGCACAAGCAGAUACAGGUUUACUGCAGCCGGAUGCUGUGUCUCUGCACGACCAAUCAGAGAGCCUGGAGCCCAACCUCCAUCUGCUCGGCUACCUCUUCCUCUCCCGGCCAAUGAGCCAUGCCUUCAACUUCAUCCUUCUCUUCCAGUUUAUUUCUAUUGGGAUCAGUUAUGUGUUAGCUGGCAGUGAGGCGUACGCUGCUCUUCUUAAUGUCAGCCACAUCUACGUGAUCCCGGCCUUCACCUGGAUUCUGACUCUCGCUAUCAUACUCGCCCACACGGUCAUCCAGCCAAUCACCUCGCUACUCACCCUACUGAAAGGCAUCCUGCUCAUUGUCACGGUGGCGGUGACCUUCGCAGUGGGGUCAGAGGUGGGCCUGCAGAGCAGCAGUGACUUCAGUCAGAUGGGAAAACCUUUCCUAAUGGGCACGGUGGCUCUGGGAGGGAUUGUAAACGUGAUGCCGCUGCUCUACUCAAGAAUCUCUCACAGCAGAACUCAGAUCAUGUGGUUUCGGAGAGCAGUGCUAGCUGGUCUGACAACUUGCACCGUGCUCAACAUCCUCUGGUGCUGGGCAGUGCUGGAAAUCGUGCCUCAGACGUCGAUACCAGAGAGGCAGCUAGCAGCCGGGGGGGCUCCACCCUCCUCCAUCACCCCUCUGCUGUACUCCAACAUCUCUCUGGAAGAGUCGGAGAGAGCGGGAGAGAUAGCCACCAUCCCCCUGACUAAGAUCAUCAAUGAGCGUUACAAGACGUACUCCUGGGUGGCUGAUCUCAUCCAGGUGUUUAUAGCCAUCAGUGUCACUGUGUCCUUCCUGGUCAUGGGGUCGGCCAUGAAACACACCAUUGACGGAGUGGUGAGCUCGCUGUGGAGCAACAGGAUGGAGGAGCUGUCUAAGUCCUGGGAGAGAAGCCUGGCCAACAAACAGACCCUGUGCUCAGCAAAGAGCAUGGCUAAAGGAUUCUUGUCACUGCUCGCAUUCCUGGCCAUCUUCAUCGUGUCAGUGUGUGACCCCCAGGGUUUUGUCGUCAUGUUGGACAAAGUGGUCUCAUUCUCCCUGAACACUGAGGUGGGACUGUUCAUCUUCAUCAUGCUCAGAGAGUCCAGAGAGGACAAGUUCAAACACCUGGCAGUCCCCCUGCCAGUGGGUGAGUGUGUGUUCAGCCUCAGCUGGCUGCUACCCACCUACUUCCUGUUUGCGGUAACCUACGACGUCCUGCAGACGGUGGCGGACGUUGCUCACUACAUCGCUGUGUACAGCCACAGUCAGGACACCCCCCCACACAAUGUGACGGGGGGGCUGACAGCAGCCAACGCCUCCAUCCUGCUCUGAGGAGGAGGAGAUGAUGGAAGAGAUGAUGGAGGAGAUGGUGAAGUGCCAAAAAAUCUGAAGCUUCGCAACAAGUGCUUUUAUAUGAUAUGAUAUGAUAUACAAUUUCUUGUUUUUGACGGCGUCUUUGGGGCCAUAUUUUGUGUUUUUGCACUAUCCCAUAGUAACUUUUCAAACAUGCUUUAUAUAUGAUGACAAAGCAGAGUGAGUUUUACACAUUUGUAAAUAUGACAUGUGUUUUAAUGAAGUUAUAUUACACUGUAGGUUGAAUCAUUGGCAGAAGAGAGAAUAAAAAAGCAUUUAUUUAAACGCAAAUGAAUGUUACAAUGCUUAGUUUAUUUAUUCAUAUGAAACUAUUCAAUUCAACCACUAUAUAUAUAUAUAUAUAUAUAUUAGAUAUUUAGCGUUUUGAAUCACGCUCAUCUUUUAUGCUUAAACCACAUGGUACGGCUUGAAUCGACAUGCAUUGCAGAAUUUUGCACUGCAGAUAAUACCGCCUCAGUGUAGGAAAACCACUAACGUUUGUGGAUUGGAGCCGUAUGUAGUGGGAAAGUGGCAUUCGUCACAAAAAAAGUUUUAGCGACAGUAUUCCUAAACUUUCCUGCACAAUGCACCAUUUUUAUACUGGCAGUCACUGCGAUUGUUCUACACUCCACAUGAGUUACACUGAGGAAUAAAGUUAUUAUUUCUCUCUAUUUAUCCUCCCCUCUCACCCCUCAACACGCCUUGAUAUCAAGUAAGAAAACCAGGUGAUCUAUAAAAGUGACAUAAUUAUUUUUUACUGCAAAAGGAGGUUUUUUUAUUCCGGCUAUAGCAAAUGUUCCCAGGCCAAUAACGGUUGUGAGCCAAUAGGGUUUGGGAACCUGUGCUCUGGGUAACUGCACUGACAAAACUGAAACGUUAACUGUAAUUAAAUACAUUAUUUAUAUACACCUUAUUGUAUUAGUUUAGUUCAAAGCAAUAAUUUUGUAAAUUAAAAAAUAAUGUUUUUAUUCAAACUUAAUAUUGUUGCUUUGAACUAACGUAAUACAGCGUACAGUGUAUUCUGUGGAAUGGUCAUCCAGCAACAUAAAGUCCAGUUUCAUUUUGGUUUUCAUCUGCAGCCUCUUCACUUUAUGCUUCUCAGCUCUAGAGCGAUUACACAUAGCCAGUAUUUCCGGGUAAAGUGUAAUUGCUAUUACGUUGCAUAGCGUCACCAGCUCUUCCUUUACUUGCCCAAUAACCUUUUUUCAAGCUUUUGAAUGAACUUGUAUUCAGUUAUAACAGUUGUUCAGAGAAAAUAACUAUUUAUACGUCAUAGAAUUACUCUCACAGCCUGAACGGUAGACAGGUCUGCGCUGAAAGUCCAUAGGGUGUUAAAUAAUCAUUCUAAUUUGAAUUAGGAGAGCUUACAUUAGGACCCACCGGAACAACUAAGAUCUAAGUGUUUGAACCUGAGGUGGGUGAUGAAGCAGGGUUACAUAAAGUGAAUUGAUAAUAAUAAAUCAUUUAUCAUUCUAAUUAAUAAUCAAACAUAUUAGAUUACGGUCUGCAGUCCACUCUGCUUACAGUACACACAGGGAUGUUUCAGUUAGGAGAGAAAGCCCAGAUUGUUGCAACUUCCGUUUGCAUUACAAAAUGAAGAGCAACAAUAUUCCUGGAGUUUUAGGAACUCAUUGAGAAUAAAGCAUGCCUCUUUAGUUUCAUUGUGUCACUAGCAUGAGGGACGUUCAAGCUGUCAUUCAAUGUUUUAUUGGUCAUAUUCUUUGUGUUUUUACAUGAAUAAAACACUGACUACACGUUGUUGGUUCAGCAUUUGUACACACACAAUAAAAACACACAACUCUUAUCAAAA